UCAGAAGGAGGUGCUAUCUACAGCUUUGAAGCAUUGAAUGCCACCAACACCGUCUUCAAGAACAACACAGCCGCAGCGUCUGGAGCAAUCGCCAUUCAGAUGGGAGAUGGGAACUUUGACAACUGCACUUUCUUGAGUAACAAGGCCGUG
Messenger RNA from Sphaeroforma arctica JP610, 150 nucleotides. RefSeq lists its product as hypothetical. Lineage: Eukaryota; Ichthyosporea; Ichthyophonida. The annotation marks the transcript as partial. The record is from RefSeq and is a predicted model, not a curated record. The transcript has a single exon.